AUGGCUCGGAUCCUUGAGUUGUUCCUCGACAACUACGGCGAGGAUCUAAACGAAACACACGGCCUGUUCGGAUACACUGCCGGCUGGACCUUGCUACACGAAGCGGCGGAUUGGCGAUCCGCGGACGCAGUAGAUGUCUUCCUCAAGAGAGGUGCAGAACCAAACCGCUUCACAGCCAAGGGUACACAGCAUCAUUAUACGUGCCGAGAUUUCAUCUUUAAAACCGGGGGGACCUGGAGCGACGGGUACAAGGACAAUACCUGCUCCCUGAGCCCUCUCUGUCUGGCCAUCAUGGGAGGUCAUGCUGGGAUAGUGGAGAACCUGCUGGCACAUGGCGUCAAUCCAGAUCUACCCUGCCGUCAGUGUUGUGGAUGCCGACCCAUCCAUAUCGCCGCUGCGUAUGAUCGGGAGGACAUUGUCCGGUUACUAGUGGAAAAAUACGGAGUAGAUCCCGGGACUGAGGACCCCAGCGGGCGGACGGCCCUGCACCGUGCAGUGGCGCUUGGCAGAGUCCGUUUGGUCGACAUGUUUCGCAACACCUGGCGUCUAGAUCCAAACCACACGAGUAAAGAUGGGCACACGCACCUGCACGAUCUUGUAACCUAUCGGCGCUUCUUGGAUGUUAAUACUGGCAAGCGAUCAUGGCGGGCCGUCUUGAGGGAGAGACCUUAUCAGCCCGCAGUCCGUGACAAGGUAGGAGCAAUCUAUAAGCUCCUUCGUCAAGCUGGGGUGGAUGUGGGGCGGCGAAACUCUGUUGGGGAGACACCGAAAGAUUGUCUGACGAGGUGGCCCGUUGCACGAUGCAGUUCCCCAUUGUAUUGUGCCGUCAAAGAGGGUCUCGAGGCCAUGGAAGCAAACUGUGUCUUGAGGGAAGAAGUCGAAAGGGGCGGUUCUUCAUCUUCCUCGUCUUCUCAUUAG
This is a messenger RNA of Chaetomium strumarium, 918 nucleotides long. Its product is annotated as ankyrin repeat-containing domain protein. The transcript has a single exon. NCBI's taxonomy places the organism in Eukaryota, Fungi, Ascomycota, Sordariomycetes, Sordariales, Chaetomiaceae. The record is from RefSeq and is a predicted model, not a curated record. Gene Ontology annotation, molecular function: protein binding. Bases 1 to 918 code for a protein of 305 amino acids.